AUGUUUACCACAAUGGCUAUGAUCUAUAAAAAUGAAGGUGGGACAAGGGCUUUGUAUCGUGGAAUUACUCCUACUGUUGCCGGAGUAGCCCCAUAUGUGGGACUCAACUUCAUGACCUACGAAUCGGUGCGCAAGUACCUAACACCGGAAGGGGACAAAAACCCUAGCUCCUAUCGAAAAUUACUGGCUGGUGCAGUCUCUGGAGCAGUCGCCCAGACGUGUACCUAUCCUUUGUCGGUUCUUUUAUUCUUUGAGCUAAACGCCGUGAAACUGACUUUUGUUCUUAGUGAUGUGCUACGUCGGCGAUUCCAGAUCAACACAAUGUCGGGAAUGGGUUACCAAUACACUUCGAUCUGGGAUGCUCCGAAAGUCAAGGAUCAAAAACCUCUUGCACUUUCCAUACGGGUGCGACAGCAAGCUAUUUCCCGGGAAGUCGACCAAUACACAGCCAUGGGUAUCGACCUGGACCGCCACCAUGUGCGGAGCAGCCACCGCAAGGCUCCCAAGAGCGACAACGUCUACUUGAAGGUUCUGGUGAAGCUUUACCGCUUCUUAGCUCGCCGCACCGAGUCCAACUUCAACAAGGCCGUCCUCCGUCGUCUCUUCAUGUCGAGAAUCAACCGCCCCCCGGUUUCCCUUUCUCGCGCUGUCGCCAACAUCAGUGAGGCGCAGAAGGGCAAGACCGUCGUCGUUGUCGGUACCGUCACCGAUGACAACCGCCUUUUGACCGUCCCCAAGCUGUCGAUUGCUGCCCUCCGUUUCACCGCGACUGCUCGCGCUCGCAUUGAGAAGGCUGGUGGUGAGACUUUGACUCUUGACCAGCUUGCUCUCCGCGCUCCUACCGGUGCCAACACUCUCCUCCUGCGUGGACCCAAGAACGCCCGUGAGGCCGUGAAGCACUUUGGCUUUGGUCCCCACACUGACAAGAAGCCGUACGUGGCUAGCAAGGGCCGCAAGUUCGAGCGGGCUCGUGGUCGCAGAAGAUCCAAGGGUUUCAAGGUUUAA
This is a messenger RNA of Penicillium digitatum Pd1, 1005 nucleotides long. RefSeq names its product 60S ribosomal eL18 domain-containing protein. NCBI's taxonomy places the organism in Eukaryota, Fungi, Ascomycota, Eurotiomycetes, Eurotiales, Aspergillaceae. Gene Ontology annotation, molecular function: RNA binding; structural constituent of ribosome. The record is from RefSeq and is a predicted model, not a curated record. Gene Ontology annotation, biological process: translation. Gene Ontology annotation, cellular component: cytosolic large ribosomal subunit; ribosome.